Molecule: messenger RNA, 1787 nt
Organism: Tarenaya hassleriana
Lineage: Eukaryota; Viridiplantae; Streptophyta; Magnoliopsida; Brassicales; Cleomaceae
Product: probable pectinesterase/pectinesterase inhibitor 32
Exons: 3
Coding region: 106-1677 (523 amino acids)
Biological process (GO): cell wall modification
Molecular function (GO): pectinesterase activity; pectinesterase inhibitor activity
Source: RefSeq, a predicted model, not a curated record
AAGUCCCAUUAAAGCUUAUCUCCAAACCCUCUCUUUAUAAAAACACAUUACACUCUCUGUCUCUCUCUAUAUAUAUAUCUCUCUCUCACACACACACACAAGAAAAUGUUGAGAUCGGGACGAAGAGAAGUGGUUGCGGUGUUCAUAACAUUGGCCUUAAGCCUCGUCGCUGCUUCAGCGAAAGGGGAAUCUGGGUUUGUGCAGAAUGAGUGUCUGAGGGUUCCGACGUCGGAGUUCGUCGGAGCUGCGAGAGCCGCCGUCGACGCCAUGAGAAAAGCCGGCGGGUUUUUGUCAAGGUUUCAGAAGAAAACCGGAGAUUUUAGGAUGGCGAAUUCCAUUCUUGACUGCUUAGAUCUUCUUGAUGUCGCUUGUGAUGUCCUCUCUUGGUCCAUCGACGCUUCUCUCAACCCCAACGGCAAAGACAACAGCACAGGGGACAUAACCACAGAUCUCAGGACAUGGAUCAGUGCCGCGUUCUCCGACAUGGACACGUGUCUCGAGGGCUUCGAGGGCACUCAUGGAAUUAUAAAAAAUGUCAUAACCGGUGGCCUUAACCGGGUCGGUCCAUUGGUUCGAAAUCUCCUAGCCAUGGUUCACCAUAAACCCAGAUCCAAGCCCAACGAGGCCCAAAAUCACUUAACCGGUUCCGGUCACGGCGGUUUCAACAAAUUCCCUCCAUGGGUCAGACCCGGUGACCGGAAACUGCUGCAAACCGGCGGAAUUCCGAAGGCUGAUGCUGUGGUGGCAGCCGAUGGGACGGGAAAUUUCACGACGAUAAUGGAUGCCGUUUCAGCGGUGCCAGAAAAUAGCGAAAACCGGUAUGUGAUAUAUGUGAAGAAAGGAGUGUAUUCGGAGAAUGUGGAGAUCAAGAAGAAGAAAUGGAACAUUAUGAUGAUCGGAGAUGGAAUGGACGUCACCGUCAUCACCGGUAACCGGAAUUUCAUCGACGGUUGGACCACAUUCCGAUCUGCUACUUUUGCCGUGAGCGGAAGAGGGUUCAUCGCACGAGACAUAACGUUCCAAAACACGGCCGGACCGGAGAAGCACCAAGCCGUGGCCCUACGGUCAGAUUCUGACCUAUCGGUUUUCUUCCGUUGCGCGGUGAGAGGUUACCAAGACUCACUCUACGCUCACACGAUGCGGCAAUUCUUCCGAGAGUGCGUCGUGACGGGAACCGUCGAUUUCAUAUUCGGCGACGCAACAGCCGUUUUCCAGAACUGUCAGAUCAAGGCAAGGAAAGGCUUGCCUAAUCAGAAGAACAUCGUCACGGCUCAAGGUCGGAAAGAUCCUAACGAGCCGACAGGGUUCACUGUCCAAUUCUCCAACGUGACGGCCGAUACGGAUCUAGUUCCGUACAUAAACACGACGUAUACGUACCUAGGACGACCAUGGAAGCUGUAUUCCCGUACCGUCUUCAUGCAGAACUACAUAAGCGAGGCGGUUAGACCCGAGGGUUGGCUGGAGUGGAACGGGAAUUUCGCAUUGGAUACGUUAUAUUACGGAGAGUAUAUGAAUUACGGGCCGGGAUCUCGGCUCGAGAAUAGGGUUAAAUGGCCGGGCUACCAUGUUCUGAACAGCUCGGCCGAGGCUAACAAUUUCACGGUCGCUUCUUUCAUUGAAGGGAACCUAUGGUUACCGGCCACCGGUGUUAGGUAUACUGCUGGUCUAAGCUCCUAGGUUAUAUGAAAAUCGUACGUAUAAACUAUGUUUGGUUGUGUUCUUGUAAUAUAUAUAUAUAUAUAUAUAUUGUAACGUCUGAGUGAUAAAAUCUGUGAUAUUUGUCAUUA